UUUUACCGAGAUGCGACUCGGGUGAAAAGGCCCCUUUGUCGCCGGGCAGGGGCGGAGUCUGGAGUAGUUCCCCUACAAUCGAACUGGCUACUAGAGUCUUGGCCUUGGCUGUACAGAGUCCGGCCUUGUCAUGGCUGAGGUGAAAGUGAAGGCACAGCCGCCGGAUGCGGACCCGGUCGAAAUAGAAAACAGGAUUAUAGAAUUAUGUCAUCAGUUCCCUCAUGGGAUUACAGACCAAGUUAUUCAGAAUGAGAUGCCUCAUAUAGAAGCCCAACAGAGAGCAAUGGCCAUCAAUAGACUCUUAUCUAUGGGACAGUUGGAUCUCUUAAGGAGCAAUACAGGCCUUCUAUAUAGAAUAAAAGAAUCUCAGAAUACUGGUAAGAUGAAGGGAUCAGAUAACCAAGAGAAGCUUGUGUACCAAAUCAUAGAAGAUGCUGGGAACAAAGGUAUCUGGAGCAGAGAUAUUCGAUAUAAAAGUAAUUUGCCAUUAACAGAAAUCAACAAAAUACUAAAGAAUUUGGAGAGUAAAAAGCUUAUCAAAGCUGUUAAAUCUGUGGCAGCUUCAAAAAAGAAAGUUUAUAUGCUUUAUAAUUUACAACCUGAUCGAUCAGUGACUGGUGGAGCCUGGUAUAGUGACCAAGAUUUUGAAUCUGAAUUUGUAGAAGUGCUAAACCAACAGUGUUUUAAAUUCUUACAAAGCAAGGCAGAAACAGCUAGAGAAAGCAAACAGAAUCCCAUGAUACAAAGAAACAGUUCAUUUGCUUCAUCUCAUGAAGUAUGGAAAUAUAUUUGUGAACUAGGCAUUAGUAAGGUAGAAUUGUCCAUGGAAGAUAUUGAAACAAUUUUGAACACACUUAUUUAUGAUGGCAAAGUGGAAAUGACCAUCAUUGCUGCAAAAGAAGGCACAGUUGGCAGUGUUGAUGGACAUAUGAAACUUUAUAGGGCUGUUAGUCCAAUCAUACAACCUACUGGCUUAGUUCGAGCACCUUGUGGACUCUGUCCGGUUUUUGAUGAUUGCCAUGAAGGUGGUGAAAUUUCUCCAUCUAAUUGUAUUUAUAUGACGGAGUGGCUGGAAUUUUAAUAUCCAAGUAUGCAUUCUACUCACAUUUUACAAACAAGGGAAGAAAAUGAAGUUACUUUGAAAGCCAAUAAUUGUAUUUAUCAUGAAGUAUUGAAGCUGGUUAAAACCAAACUACACUAAAAGGGAUAUAGGCUACUGUGAAAAACAUAUUUGUAUUUAUAAAGAUUCUGAUAUAUAUUGAUGAAUGGGCCAAAAAUACACUAGGCAGCUGUAAGAGGAAUUGGACUCAACCUGUCAGAAGGAAGAGAGAAGCAGAUUUUGCAAGCUGAAGGACCAGCUGGAAUGGGGGAAGGGCAGGAAGGAGAGAGAAUUCUGAAGGAAGGAAGAGAAUCCGAUCAGUUGGAAAGGGGACUUCUUUCUAGGAAGCCUAACAAAAAGGAGGACCUGAGCGGAUUUCUGAACCACUACUCUCCUCCUGUGACCCCUGACCCAAUUUAUAGACAAACAAGCUGAAUGAAUAGGACUUCAACUGGAAGCUGUUCACUAUAAGAAGAAUUUCUCUGAAUCCCCUGAAAGUCCUUGAACUUAUUAUAAUAGCCAAAGCAGCUAGAAAAGUCAAGACAUCUUCACAACUAAAGUCUAAUCCUGCCAGACUUUGGGGAGAAGGGGUUCAGUUACUUUAGGACCUCCUAUUCCUUCUUUCCCUUUACCUUAUUCUCCAAUUCAGUUGCCCUACCCCUUUAUUUGUUCCCUUAGAAUAAACAGCCGUUUUUAAGAGCAA
This is a messenger RNA of Monodelphis domestica (gray short-tailed opossum), 1802 nucleotides long. It is a transcript of the gene POLR3F, whose product is annotated as RNA polymerase III subunit F. Gene Ontology annotation, biological process: transcription by RNA polymerase III. The record is from RefSeq and is a predicted model, not a curated record. Gene Ontology annotation, cellular component: RNA polymerase III complex. NCBI's taxonomy places the organism in Eukaryota, Metazoa, Chordata, Mammalia, Didelphimorphia, Didelphidae.